UUCGUUAUAUUAUUUAUUAUAUUUUUAGUUAUAUUAUUCGUUUUGUGGCUGUAGGAAAAGUGCAUUCUAAGUUCUUAUCGUAUGUGAAGUUAAAGUGCAAUGUCUACGUUUGAAGAUUUGGCAGCAUACGCUGUAAUAGCGGUAGCUAUUAAAAAACGCAAGAAACGAAGGCAUCAAAUGUGGAAAAAAGAAUGGCUUCAGAGGAAGAGAUUUAACCACGUUCACCUUCUUAGGGAGCUUGAAGCAUAUCCUAGAGACUGGAAAAACUACUUAAGAAUGGACGAGAAAACGUACUUUGAUUUAUUACGUAUAGUAACACCAUUGAUUACCAAACAAGAUACAAAAAAUGAGGGAAGCCAUUACACCACAUGAAAAACUGACUGCGACAUUGCGGUAUCUAAGCACUGGCAGAACAAUGGAAGAUUUAAAGUUUUCAACGAGAAUUUCCCCCCAAACAUUAGGAAGAAUAAUUCCAGAGACCUGCUCAGCUAUUGUCAAGGCCUUGAAUGACUAUUGCAAGGUACCGAAUACAGCCGAGGAGUGGAAACAAAUUGCACAGAGAGCACCUCCAAAAUAUUGUCACGAGGGUGAACAAAGGCAUGCUGCAGAACUUGUAUUUUUAAAUUUUAGGAAGACUCAAGCACCUUAUGCUAUAUGCAAACACAUAUUUGAGAAUUGCACUGUUGACUAUGUUAUAUUUGAAACUGCUGGUACCCUCAAAGAUGCUCUUGUUAGAGAAUGGAACACCCUGGGUAGCGAUGACAUCCAAGCUUUACAACAAUACUUACUGCAAUACGUCAUCAAUAAACCUUCUCUACCAGUCUUCGUACGGGAAAGAAUACUACAGGUCAUAGCCAUUAUGGUGAAAAGAGGAAGUGUGACCGACUUUGGUGUUGAAAGAGGGAAACUUCUAACUGAAGUUGAACAGCUUAUUAUGAAAAGUAAUGACUUACCCAAGCAAGUUUUAGGCUGCAGUAUUAUUUCUGCCUUGAUACAAGAAUAUGCAACAACUGUAAAAUCAUCAGAUGUUGGCUUAACAUGGGAAACUCACUUCAAAGCCAAAAAACAGUUCGAGGUUUCAGAUCUGAAGCGUAUCCUGCAGUUUACAGUGUCUGCACUGGGAGAGAUCUGCAAGCUGUCACCUCCAUUCCCACAGCCAGCCCUCACACUGGUCAAACACUUGCUCUCGAUAUCAGAGACUAUCCUUAACUGGGGCUUCAUAUCUGCUCAUCUUCCUAAAAGAUUAAUUGGAGUAUUUGAAGCUGUGUAUGAAUCCGACAACAGCCCAUCUCUGAAACUUGGACCUCGCUGGAAAGAUGUCAUUUUGGAUCCCAAUCUAACAAAUCUAUAUUUUGAUAUACACUGGAAGAUACGAGACAAUCCAUCACUGGCUCACCACUCCCUCAGCUGUCUAGUGCAACUGGCCUCUCUUAAUGGACCAGUCAUGGCUUGCCGUGAGAUCAAGGUUAACUACAUCUGCAACUACUUACAGGCAUUCAUUAGAUUUGUGUCCAGUGUACAACUUCUGGACCGUGAAGCUCUUGGCAUCAGCAACAUUGUGCGCAAGGUGUUGCUCUUUUACCCUCCAGCAACAUUGGUCACUCUGCCCAGUGAUAUCUUACAAGUGUUUCUCCAAACUCUGACAAGACUCACUUGUUUUUUUGCUGAAGGAGCAGCUCAAGAAGAAUCGGUAUGUGUGGAUGACUGCUUCUUCAUGGAAGCAUUUGACAACAUGUUGAAGGCUUGGACUACUGUGUUGGGAGACUACCAACUGUUCCCAGAAGAGUUCUGUAAACAGUCAUGCUUACAGAUCUUUAAUACAUAUCUCCAAUCCCACCUUUCACCACCUGAUGGCACCAGAGGAACGGGUCGUGAUAUUGAUUCUGAAGAAAUAGAUGAAACCGAAGAAGAUGACCAGAUAAAAUUCAGAGAUCAAUUACAGUCUAUCGGAGUAUUGGGUCGUCAAAUACCAGGUCAUGCUCUUCCCCUAUUGGCUAAACUUCUGGAGGAGCGCAUAAACAGACUGCAUCUGCAGCUACAACGCAUGCACAUGCACAUGCAAGGUCUCAACAUAUCCGAGUCCAAUGUCCUUGACUGCUUGUUUGAAGACAUACAUUGGCUUCUUCUAAUCACUGGGCAUGUAAUCUGCAUGGAUAGUGAGGGAGAGACAGCACUGAUCCCAAGUGAGAUAAUGCAUUACAGCAUUCAUCAGUCAAACAGCAACAAAGUUGACAUCAACACUACUCUAGCUUUACUAGCCUCCCCUAGCCGUAAUCUAGCAGACAUCCCUGGUGCAGACCAAGCUGCGGACCACGUUGUCAGGCUGGUGGCAGCAGUGUUAAGGUUUUGUGAGGUUGAGUCCAAGGUAGUAGAGGCUAAAGUGUUUCAUCUGCUCAGUCCUCAAGUGAGCAGCACAACUCUCUGGUUUUUGAGGCAAUGGGCUCUCUCAUACCUCCUUCCCACAGAAACCUACUACUCAGAGAUUAGUAUGCCUUUGGUGUCAGCAUUUGGGCAACACACAGAUGGAGCUAUGUGGACAAUGAACUAUCUACUCAAUAAAAUCGAGUCAAAUCUUUGCUUACGUAACAGUGAACCGGUUUUAGUCAAGGAAAGUGUCAAUCUUCUCACUUCUCUUGUGGAGGUUCGGGACAAAGGCGCAGUAGUCCUGAAGUGUCAGGGGUUCUGGCAGAUAGUGAACCUACAAAACAAGCUGGAGCGAGGAGUGCUGCCGCAGGCUGCCAAACGAGGUCUCAUGAAGGCUUUCAUCCUGGCUGGUGCAGCCUUGGAAGACAGCCAGAAACGGGAUGAGUAUUGGCUACAGAUUUUGAAACCUCUACAAGAACGAUUCAAAAAUAUUGUUUGCCAAGAAAACUUCAACCAAAUUUUUCAAGAUGACAAAACCAGAAAUGAAGUUAUAGAUAUUUUUGAAUGCUUUAUUGGAGUGGUGCAGGGCUCACAAGUGACUACAGUCCAGUCACUGUUUGUGUUUCUCUCUCCGAUGUUGUAUGAGUGUGCUGCCGUACUGAACGUCUACCACAACUAUCAGCAGAUUGUUGAGCUCAUUUUACAACUGUUCUGCGAGUGUGCACGUGGGAUGCUCUGUUAUCUAACACCAGCAGAGAGUAGGCAGAUGUAUGAAUGCUGCCUCUCUACAAUCCAGGCAUAUGCAAAGUGCAAUUUGGGAAAACAUAGUUUGGAGGCAGCUGCAGAGGAAGAUUCUUUCAGUGAUAUCCAGAUGCUCAUGGAACUUCUAACAAAUCUAUUGUCAAAAGAUUUCAUAGAUCUUAGUCCUCCAGAAGACGGCUUACCCCCAGGCAGUGAAGGCUCAGCUAUCACAGCAGGCAAUGUCUGUCUCUAUGGCCUAAAUAUCAUCAUGCCUCUAAUGACCAUGGAUCUCCUCAAAUUUCCCUCUUUGUGCCUUCAGUAUUUUAAGAUGAUUACAUUUGUUUGUGAAAUGUACCCUGAGAAGAUCUGUCAGCAGUCAGAGGACUUGUUGGCCAGUAUUCUGAUGACUAUCCAGAUGGGAUUGAUGACUCUAGGUCCAGAAGUAACAACAAUGUGCUGUGACUUCAUUCAAAGUCUUGGUUCACAUCUGCAUCGUCACAGCCAAAAUGGCAGUCCAGCCUACCAGGCUCUCAGACCAUUCCUCAAGUUGCUUAUGGACUUGAUUUUGUCACACCAAAUAAAUUCAGAGCAAGCUGGUCCCGCCCUCUUCGUUCUCAUAUGUUGUUAUCAGGAAGAUUACCAAGAAAUAGCCCAGAAUCUGAUAAACAAUCAAUCGGACUCUGAGACUGCACAGAGGCUGGCCAAGGCCUUCACUGAUCUGACUACCAACGUUACACUGGACACAGCAAGGUCCCAAAAAAUGAGGUUCAGAGAAAACUUCGACAAGUUUAUCGUCAAUGUCCAUGGCUUCCUGCUUGUCAAGUGAAAAUUGUGUCUCCGCCAUCAAACCAGUUUUAUGGUUUGAUUUGUUAUUUUACUGUAUAAUAUUUCAAUCGAGAGGAAAGAGUCACUCAAGGUGAUAUUAUUUGUAUAAAAAGUAUAAUUAAUAUUUAUUAUUACUUUUUUACUCGUACUCUGGACUUAUAUACUGUGUACUGUACUUAAGUCAUUUUGUUACUAUGUAAAUAAUUGUUACAUAAAUGAUUACCAAAAGUGUUUUAAACAACGUAAAGCAACACUAAUGAAAAGCCCUCUUUACCAUUAAUUUUUAUACAGAAAAAUACACAAUCAGGUCCAUGUAUUUUAACCCUUUGAACAGUAAUGAUGGAACGACAGUCAUGUCGGCGUACUUCAAGCCACCCACAGUAGCGAUGCCACAGAAUUAUCUUAAAAGGCAGUGUGAACAUGCAUGUUGCGAUCUACGUUUUUUUUAGUAGUUAACUACUUUGUCAUCUUUUGACGAGUUUCAGAAGCAAAUUUUUGUAGUUAUAUCACAUCCCUAGGUGUCAAAAGUGUGUUAUUUACAUAAUUUGUUAACACUACUGGGCGGAGCCAUCUAGCUCAUGCCAAACACUAGGAUUCAGAACUGUACGAUGUAGGACUAUACAACAUGAAUGUCUAUUUAUAUAUUUUUUUACAUAUAUAUUCUUUGUAUAGAUUGCUUUUUUUAUUUUUCCUAUUAAUUUUUACCAAAAUUUGAGUUAAAACAAAUUUUUUUUUAAUAAAAACUUGGUUAAACGACAUUUUUUAUAAAAGAUAAUAAUUUCUGAACUUUCGCCAGAUAAAGUAUCAAUAUAAUGAAAAAAAAACAGUGAUUUAACAAAUUUUUAAAACUUGCGUUUUAGUAUUUGUUGGAUUUUUGGAAAGUCAUUUCCAAAAAGAUUAAACAUUAGCAAUUACUAAUUAUGUUUUAUUUAUUAUUAUUUCAUGUAUAGACAAGAGUUAAGACACACUUUUCACAAAUGACAGUAAUAGAAUACGAGUUAAUAGCUUUGGAAUGAAACUGACAAAAUCCAGUAUAAUAUGAAAAACUAAUCUUUGACUGUUAAGAUUUAGUAAAACUUUGAAUAUUUAAUGCAAAAGUAUGAAUUUAUAUGUUAUGCAUUAAUUAAAUAUGUAUGUUAUGACGAAACCUAAAUAAGUUCAAAGUAAAUUAAUAUUCUGACUCUUUUCAACAAUAAGUCUGUGAAUCUGAGCAGACAUUUUGAUGCUUACAUUGUAUGUUCAUUGAAUAAUAAAAGUGUUAUAUUUUAUUUUGUAUGGUUACUGUUCAUAAUGAAUGUUACUUUAUAUUACCACAGUACUUUUUCUUUUAUGAUAAUAGCAACAUUAUUUUAUGCAUCAUUAUAGGAUGUGAAGACAGGGCAGAUCAAACACCACUUUCUUUUAAACAUUGAGUAACAAUAGUUUAUGUAUUUAUGCUCUUAAUGAAUGUUUGUAAACUAUGUUUGACCCUCUGACAUGUUUUUAUUGAUUUUUCUUAAUACAAUGUUUAGUAUUUACAAUUUGGUGGUCCCCAUAGUUUGUAUGAAAUUUAAACCACAUGUUGGACGAGAUCUGCACUGGCUGCUUUACAUAAACUGUCCUAAAUUAAUUAGAACUAAACUAGUUUACUGAAUAAAUUUAUGUAAACUCAACGCCUUCAUCCCCCAAUCAUACAUGAAAAAUAUAGGGUGAAUAUAACUAUGUUAAAAUACAGGGUGUACCAAUAACUGAGAAUCUAAUAUUUGAGCCUUGAAAGUGUCAAAUCCAAAAUUUGGUAUAUUUAAUAUAGGUUGUGUUGUGUAUAAAACUGUCAUAAACUCUUAAAAUUUUUGGAAAAAAUUCAAAUAACUGUUUUGAAAUAACAACCAUAAAUGUAUGUGUGGACAGAUACAGAACAUCUUGUGCACUCUUAAAAACUUAAAUGUAUGAGAGAUAAUAUUUUAAUUAUGUCAUAAGAAAACUUUUAAUAAUUGAAAAACUAAACAUGUUUUAUAUUUAAACUUAAUAUUUAUAUCCAUAUUCGUUUUAAAUACACCAAAUUUAAAAUGAGAAAAAUCUAUAUAUCCAUAACUUUGUUUUCACUCAUGUUGUGUGUUCAAAUAAGAUCAAUCGUACUAUGGAAUAUAGUAAAUCUAUGGAAUGAGUAGGCUAAAAACUGGCUGUUUUAUUUAUAGCUUGAUAGCAAAUGAAGUUGAAUGUAAAAAGUAUUGUUUUAUAUUAUUUUCUAAUUGAUGUACAACACAGCAUGGCUUGUUCAUUUUAAUUGUAUUGUUUAAACAAUUUUAAUUUUUCAGAGUAAAACCGUUCUUUGCAAAUAAAAAUGUUUUGAAAAAUUGUCUUGUAAUAUCUAAUUGGUAAAAAUAUUACGUUCUAAAUAAUUAUAGUCCUCAAGUUUUAAUUUUACAUAAGUUUUGUUCAAAUCCCAAGAUAUUAUGUUUGUACAUUUUAUAUUUAUUUAUGGUUGUAAUUGUUUUAGUACAUUUGAUAUUAGGCCUAAUGUUCAACACACUCUAUGCUUACAUAACAACUGUUAAGAUUUGAUACCAGUAUGAAUCAAUUGCUAGAACACCCUGUAUUUUAAAAUGGUUGAAAUGUUUUCAUUGAAUUUAUCAUGCAUCAUGGGUUUAUUUCAAAACGAUCCGGCAACUAUUUUGUCCACAAUCCACUUAAGAGAUAUGAAAUACCUAUUUAAAUAUAUACAUUGUACAAUAAUAUUGUUGUUACACUUUUGUAUGUAACACUAAUAUAUAGACAUAAGGAAUGUAAUUAUAAUUAUUUAUUGAACUAUUAUAAUUAUUGUAAAGAACAUAAUACAAAAAAAUACUUAGUAAACACAACAUAAAUUCUUUUUUAGUUCAUUCUAAAGAUACUCAAUACUGCCGUUUUUACUUUUACUAGUAAAUUUUCCUCUAUACAUAUUUUUUGAACAUAUAUAUGUUUUUUGGAUUCAAAUAUGAAAAAAUAAAUAUUAGUGCUUUUAAAAUUGAGUUAUGAUCCAACCACAGUUGAUAGUGAUAGCCUUUCUUGUUAGCUCCUUCUGGAUUGGAGGUUGUCCUCCUACCCAGCAUUUGUACUGAGUGAUUUUGUACAUAAUAUAAUAAGAAACUGUGAUGUCUAACUUAAUGGAAAAAUCAAUUUUGGUUGGUAAAAACCACUGUUGAUAUAUGUUAUUGUAAUUUAUUCUGCUUUUUUGCUGUGGAAUGAGUGAAGACUUGGAUUAAAAUUUUAAACUAUUUGCACUUCCCGAUUCAAUUUAUGGGGAAAUGCUUGAAUUAGUGUAUAAAUACUUGCUCCUUACUAAUUGUAGCUUGUAUACGAGACACGUUAUUUUUACAGGCUUACACCAUAGUGAUCAAACAUCAUAUACAGAAUUUCCAUGGUUUGUGUUCCCAAAAAAAGGGAAUUGGAAAGUAGUAUAUUAGUUUUUCUAAGAAACAAUUAGAACAGUAAUUUUUUAAUUUGGAUUUGUAUGAAAAAUUCGUUAUUAAUUAAAAACUAGUAGAACAUCUAGAGAUUAGUAGAUUUUUUAUUCGCCUAAAAUUAAUCAGUGUAAGAAAUUGCUCAGUAUUGAUUCUUGUUAGUGAUCAUGGCUCUAUAGUGAGAGAGUCCAACAAUUCAGUCAAACUGACGUCAUAAGGUGUAUGUCGCAGUCAACAUGUGAACCCAAGCAAAGAUACAAACCAACAUGGUACAAAAUCUGACAAAUCACAACCAUGGUACAACCAAAUACAUAACUCAACAUGGUACAAAAUAUUAUAAAGCAAUUAUAUUAUUGAACAAUUUUUUCUUUAGUAUUUUUUCCAAUAAUUUUGAUUGGUUUUAAAUACAUUUUAUAAACUUUACUUGUAAAAAUACUUUUAAGAGUAAAAAAUACUUAGUAACAACAUUUAAUACAAUACUGACAAGUAACAUUUAAGAUAUAACCCCUUUAGUGCUGCAAUUUUUUGUCUACUGCCGUACGCAAGAAUGCUAGCAGAUUUUACCCAAAAUGGAGUAAUUUCCCAAAAAAUUCCUAAAAUUUAAAUUUAUUUAGUUAAUUCGUUUUAUUCAUUAUAAAACGUUUAAAAAAUAUAAGGCCAGAAAUGUAAAAUAAGGUACUGUGAAAACAUUUUGAGUUUCAUCUAUAAUACUUAUUUAUAAUUUGUUGUUUACCUUUUGUUAAGUGUCACUGUAAUAACAGUAAGUUAAAAAUAACAAAAUGUACCAGAUUAAUAGCAAAACCAUAAAGAAUGACAUCAAAUACAACCAAACAGUAAUCAUUGAACAUAAAAAAAUCCAGGCAAAUUGAAUGAUUUGCUGUUUUUGUGUAGAUUCGUUAGUUAAAGACAGUUCACGAACAUCAAAACUACUAAAAUCAGUACAUGAAGCCUUUGAAACAAAAUUAUAUUUUUACUGCCCACUGUUAUUAUAUAACUUCAGCAUAAAUUUUUAGAAUUGCUCUCAUACUCUCUGCACCUUUAGACUAAAUCAUGGAAUUGCUCACAGCAAUGCUGUGGCAUUUAAAGGGUUAAUCACUUAAAUCUGACUGUAUUUCCAGGUUUAUAAUAAAACUCUAAUGCCAUACAAGGGGUAUCCAAAAAGUAAGUUUCCCUAAGUUAUAAAAAAUUAAAAGUUGUAGAUAUUAUAUUGGGUUUCCGGGCUAUAGGUAUCAAGAAAUAAUUAGCACAUUUAAUAUAAUAAUAUACUUUCUAUUUGCAAACAACUAUGGCAGCAUGUUAUAAAUACAACCAAGAUCAUUCAUUAUCUUUCUCAGUACAGUUGAAUGUGAUCACUUGUUACUCUCAAGCAAUCCAACAAUCAGUAUUUAACCUCCCACCAUGUGUUUGUAAGCAUUUCUGUUAUAAAUACAACCAAGAUCAUUAUCUUUCUCAGUACAGUUGAAUGUGAUCACUUGUUACUCUCAAUCAAUCCAACCAUCAGUAUUCAACCUCCCACCAUGUGUUUGUGAGCAUUUUUGGUGCUAUACUCUUAUCUGGUACAUAAAAUCUUUGAUAUAUCCCCAUGCAAAGGAUUCUAGGUACAGUGGCCAUCUUAUUGGCUAUACAAUAGGCCCUCUCCUACGCACUGACCAACUAGGAAAUCAUUCGUUAAGAAAAUCCCAAACAUUAUUAAGGUGAUUGGCUGGAACACCGUAUUUCCAGAAUACGGUUUGGUCUGGCAUUUGGUCUGCAAAAUUUGUCCAAAUAAAUGUGGCCUGGUAUUGUUCCAUACAUUUUGUAUUGGUAUGUCUCUUUCGUGCAUUACUGAAACAGUGAUUUUUUAUCCCCAAACAUGAUUAUAUAUAUGUUUAAUAUUCCAAAUAAAUGAAUUAAAAGUCAAAACUGGUGCUGUAAUCAGCUGACUUCUCAGAAAACAUCAUCAUUUGUCUUAUAUUCACGUUGGUGGCAAAGUUGUUGUUGUGGGCAGAGAUGAUUAACUUUAGUUGCAUGAAAUUUUGUUUUAGUUGGUAGUUUUAAGAGAUGGUCCAAGAAAUAGUACAGUUAAACUUUAAACAUACAAUAUUGAUAUUAUUACAUUUUAAAUUGAAAUCACAACAAAAUUAUUAAAUAUUCUUCAUGGAUUUAUUUCUUGAUACCUCUAGCCCGGACACUAGAUAUUUUUAUUUUUUUGUAAUGAUCUUAUUUACCUAAAUAAUUACUAUUUCAAUUAAAACAUUUUUGCUAUCUUGUCAACAACUUUUUAAUUUUAAUGUAAAUCUAGUAUCAUUGAUUCUACUGUCAAAUGCUUCAGCUGGUUAUCCAUAAAGUUUUGGCCACCAAGAUAGCAUUUGAGUUUGUAGAAAAAAUUAGCCACUUGUAACUAGGUCAAAUGAAUAUAGUGGAUGACCAAGCCUUUUCCAUCUAAAUUAAUCUAGAAGUUCAUGUAUUGCUUAUGCAGCAUAAGAGCAAACGUCUUGGAUAAACAAAACUUCUUGACAAAAGCCCUCAUCAUUUAUUCUUUAUAGCCCAACAAACUUUAAAUAGAAGUUCUUAAUUAUACUCUGUGUUUAUCAACAUAAUUGUUGGCAGGUAAUCAACCAAGAACAUGCCUUGGAAAUUGCAGAAUAUUGUAGCUAUCACUUUUCCUGCAUAACUUUUACUUUUUGAGGUGCUUGAUCUCCUAUUUUUGCCAUAUCAUAUUAUGUCAUUUAGUUUCAGGAGUUGAAUACAGCACCCAGGUUUGUCACAAUUCUUGAAAUCAGAGCCUCUAUUUCAUUUUUUUUUUUUGCAGUAAGAAAACAAAUAACAUUGUAAGUCUUACAGCUGGCGGAAACACAAAGUGGAGUAUCCAUUAUUGUCAGCAUGCACAAGACCACAGGAUGGUCACCACAGAUACCAAUACACCCUUUCUAAAUUACUCAGUUGUAGGGUAAUCUUUUGUGUUGAUUCAUACUGUGAGACAACAAUAAGGAAACCUUCUAUUUGACACCCUUUGUUUUAAUGAAUCUUUUACACAGUCAGCCUAAAAAUUUGAAGAAACCUGAGGAUAAGAAAAACCAUUUUCUUUUCUUAUGAUUUCUGACCUAACUAGCAAAGCUUGUAAUGGAAGUUACUGUGUUAAUUUUAUGUACUGAUUUCUAUUAUAUUUAAUGAAUAAAACAACACCAUGUCUGCUCUUGCAUUUUAGCACAGAUUACCAAUAACUAACAUAGUACUUUAAUGAAAACUGAACAUUUGUGAUUUCUUUCCCCUUAACAAUUUAGUUAAUAAAAGUUGUUUUUAACGAUAAAAAAUUAUUCUUGCUCUUUACUGUUCUGACUUAUAAAAGUACCAUCCAUCCCAAUUUUAGUUGGAAUAUUUUGAUGUUUUAUACAUUGAUUACUUAUGAUUAUUUUUUGUGCUGUGUUGUGUGAGUGUGUGUGUUCUUUGUGUGUGACUUCAUUUCAAAAUUUUAUGAUAUAUAUCUGUUAGGACAUUGUGUUUCUAACUUAGAUAUGUCCUUUUGUAUUUGGUUUGAUCAGUUAUGGUGUUAAAGAGUUUACUACUUAUGAACUUUAAUUUUGCAAAGUAUUAUAUAGUCAUUGGGUUGAAACAAUCUUUGCUGUUUCUAUCAUUUGUUUUGUUUAAAAUAUAUGUUUUGAAUAAAACAUAUUUAUAUUGACAGUGUUAACUUGUGUGUUCUCAUCACAAUAUUGUAUGCUGUGUUACUGCUUCAACUAAUGUGGAUAAACUAUAAUAAUUUAUUUGUAAAAAUAUGUAUUAUAGUCAUUCAACCCAUUUACUGUUUCAUUAUUAUUUUAUUUUAUUUAUCAGUUUAAAAGGACUAUAUAAUUUAUUAUUUUAUAUUACACAAUUUUAUUAAAAAGAAAAAUUAAUACAAACUACAUGGAGACACCAGCAAUUAAGGUAGUGUGGUGCAAGAUAAUUUUUAGACAGACAAAUGUGUUCCUCGUCCUGAAUGGUCAAAGAAACUCGUGAUAUACUUCUGUACUCUAAAAGAAACUUGUUAUUGAUUACUUGGUUUUGACAAAUAGAAAGCAAAAUACAACUGAUUGGUGUUUAGACAAACAUGAUUUUUUUACAUCUCCUGCUUUAUACAUACAUACAUAUGCAUACACACAUAUAUGUAUGCAUAUGUUUUAAAUCCAAUGUAUAGGGGCUACUAUAACAAAUAGAUAAAGAAAAUAUGCAACAUAGUACCGUUUCAUAACUAUAAUGAGAUUUCAUAUUGCUAAGCAUCAUUAAUUCAGCAGUUUAGAAUACACAUUUGCCUAUAAACUGAUUUAGAAAUUUAAAUUAAAAGAACUCUAAAUACAUAAUAUAUUUCACUGUCUAUAACUUUUAUGGCACUACAAUUCUAUGAGAUUCCUAAAAAUCAAUUUUAAUUGUUUGAUUAUAUUUAAACAGUCAAAUAUAUUAAGUUGAGGUGGUUUGUUCCCGAGUCUUUACAAUGUUUAUAGAAAGUCAGUAAUAGUUUACAAGGUUGAAAAUUGUGUCCCAAAUCGGUGCCACAUUGUGUACAGUAGUUGAGAUUUAACCCACCAUUGUAAUUACAAGUAUUACACUGUUAAUUUAUUUCUUUUUCAUUAUAAUUUUUAUUGUUAAUUUUCAGUUCAUAUUUUACUAUUUUUUCCACGUGUUUUGGGCUUUUCUUCAGAAUUAGAAAAGUGUGUGUGUUGUAUUAUAUUAAUUUUGUUAUAAAACCUUUAGUGUUGUAAAACCAUUAAAUAUAUUCCAAUAAGAAAAUUGCAAUGUAAUUUAUUGUUUUAAUACAAAAAUCUGUUGAUAUUACUUUUUUGUAUUUUGUUCUGUGUAACAGAAAGCCGUAAAACAAUUAGUUAAUUGGUAUUGUAUUACAACUAAUUUAUGUUUUGUAUUGAAAGUUAAUUUGUAUUUUUUAUUAAAAUAAAAGUUUAUGUUUCAUAA
This is a messenger RNA of Homalodisca vitripennis (glassy-winged sharpshooter), 12275 nucleotides long. RefSeq names its product exportin-4-like. Gene Ontology annotation, biological process: protein export from nucleus. The record is from RefSeq and is a predicted model, not a curated record. Gene Ontology annotation, cellular component: cytoplasm; nuclear pore. Gene Ontology annotation, molecular function: nuclear export signal receptor activity. NCBI's taxonomy places the organism in Eukaryota, Metazoa, Arthropoda, Insecta, Hemiptera, Cicadellidae.